AUGGGCGACAGUCCGGCCAUGUCCGAGUACCAGAUCUCGGUGGAGGAGCUGAACGACCUCCUGGCUAACGGGAGCGGCUGCUACAGCCUGCCGAGCGCGCACAGCAACGAGGUGGUGCCGCGCAUCCACGUGGGGAACGCGUUCAUAGCCAAGAACAUUAUGAGGCUGCAGCAUCUGGGGAUAACCCAUGUUCUGAAUGCAGCAGAGGGGAAGUCAUUCAUGCAUGUGAACACUAAUGCAGAGUUCUACGAAGGCACAGGCAUCAGAUACCAUGGCAUUAAAGCUAACGAUACACCAGAAUUUAACCUCAGUCGCUACUUUGAGGAGGCAGCUGAUUUUAUUGAGAAAGCUCUUUCCCAGAAGGAUGGACAAGUGUUUGUGCACUGCCGUGAGGGCUACAGCCGUUCUCCUACCCUGGUCAUUGCCUACCUCAUGCUUCGCCAGAAGAUGGAUGUCAGGUCUGCACUGUGCGCUGUCCGGCAGAAGCGAGAGAUAGGCCCCAACGAUGGCUUUCUCAGGCAGCUUUGCCAGCUCAAUGAGCAGUUAGUGAAGGAGGGCAAACUGAAGCCUUAGAACAGAGCACCACUGUCACAUUGCUCACACCGUCAGAGGACAUCUUAGGAGGUUUAGAUUCCCAAACUCCAGCCAAGCUAAAUCACAUCAUGUAAGAGAGACAGAAUUCCUUCUUUUGUCUAGUGAAAGUAUCUUCUUCAAGUUCUGUAUCUGUCUUUGGCAUCAAAUUGUUACUAUUCAGAGCUGCUACAAUAAAGAGGUGUUUUUAGUGGGGCUAACUCCAGGGAUAACAGCUGUCUUCAGAGCCCUCUGCAGACGCCAGAGCGUAUGUGGUUUAUGUUGGCACGAGUGUGAUUCAUUUAAGCCUUAUCUUGUAUGCUGUCAGAACAUCGUUUUCUGAGACACCCCCCCAACACAUCACAUUGCAUCACUCUUAAUUGAAGUAUUUUCUACAGCUUCCUUUUCAUGCACACAGGUGCCUAAACUCUGAGUGUUUGAGCUUCAAGGAACAGAGAAUCAUAAACACAAAUGCUCAGAUGCACUCACAUGUAACACUGCAGUGUUGUGUUUAGUGUGGAUUUCUGCAAUGCACUGUGGUUGCUAAGCCAUUCAGAUCCCAGUCUUGAUGCACAGUAUUGCCAAGAAUAUUUGUACCUCUUGCUGUUGUAAUUGCCAUGAAAUACCCUGACAUUAAAUGCUCUUUCACCUUUGUUUUGAAGUCAUACCUGAAAAAAAUGUCAGGAGCAAAUACUGAGGUUAAAAAAUAGUAUCAAGUAAGAAAUAAUGUCUGAUUUUAGGAGUGCUUGGAAUGGAUGUGUGAUAAAGUCAUAAGUACCAGAAUAUGAUGACUUCUGGGGCUUGUUUUGAGUUGCAGUGUCUCUCCCUUCCUUACUAGCACUGUUUGUGAAGAGAAUGGAAUGAGCACAUACAGAUUACUUCAGAAGGGCAGCACAGGUGUGCUUACAAUGCAGUUUGCAGAUUGCUUGCAUGGUAUCAUUAAAGAGAAAUGAACAUUGUUACAUACCACACAGAGCAGGAAACAUUUCUAUUAAAUAAUGUAUUGUUUCUGCUUGACACACAGAUUAAAUGAGUCAUUGCAAAUGAGGGCUAGCAGUUGUUAAGAUUAAAUCCAGAAUGGCUUAUUAAAAUUGAGUCUGUUUA
Messenger RNA from Pogoniulus pusillus (Red-fronted tinkerbird), 1674 nucleotides. It is a transcript of the gene DUSP3, whose product is annotated as dual specificity phosphatase 3. The record is from RefSeq and is a predicted model, not a curated record. Lineage: Eukaryota; Metazoa; Chordata; Aves; Piciformes; Lybiidae. Gene Ontology annotation, biological process: positive regulation of mitotic cell cycle; protein dephosphorylation; negative regulation of JNK cascade. The transcript is spliced from 3 exons. Gene Ontology annotation, cellular component: cytosol; cytoplasm. The coding region runs from base 1 to 573 and encodes 190 amino acids. Gene Ontology annotation, molecular function: protein tyrosine/serine/threonine phosphatase activity; MAP kinase phosphatase activity.